Messenger RNA from Pyrenophora tritici-repentis Pt-1C-BFP, 450 nucleotides. Lineage: Eukaryota; Fungi; Ascomycota; Dothideomycetes; Pleosporales; Pleosporaceae. The record is from RefSeq and is a predicted model, not a curated record.
AUGUUGUUUACAUACGGGCAUCAGCAGCAGGUCGGUGUCGGGACCAUAGUUAGCCGCGCUGUGCGAUGCGAUGGCGCAGGCUGGAAGCGGAAGACGACGGCGAAGAGAGGGGUCGGCGUCGGCUUGCGGCAGGUGGCCAAGACCAUCUGGGAGAUGAUGGACAGACUGCACGCAGAGCGAAGACGAUGCAUAUCGCGUAGUCCCGCUCCAGUGAGGCGAGGAGCGUUGAUAGAAGUUGGAACUGGGAACUGGGAACUGGCACUGGCAAGACUACAUUGGGCUAGACAGACAACAGGCAUCUUCAGGCACGCUAUCAGCAGAAGGCACUGGCCAACCGAGGGGAACGGCUACAUCAGACAUGGUGACGCCGCGCAAGAGUCACAGUGGGAGAGUGGGUUUGCUCGUCGUCUCGGCCGUGGUCUUGUCUUGUACAGGUACUUUGGUACCUGA